Messenger RNA from Dalotia coriaria, 2413 nucleotides. It is a transcript of the gene IFT54, whose product is annotated as intraflagellar transport 54. The coding region runs from base 194 to 2302 and encodes 702 amino acids. Gene Ontology annotation, cellular component: centrosome; intraciliary transport particle B; axoneme. The transcript has 5 exons. Gene Ontology annotation, molecular function: microtubule binding. Gene Ontology annotation, biological process: regulation of microtubule cytoskeleton organization; intraciliary transport; cilium assembly. NCBI's taxonomy places the organism in Eukaryota, Metazoa, Arthropoda, Insecta, Coleoptera, Staphylinidae. The record is from RefSeq and is a predicted model, not a curated record.
GUUGCCAUGACAAUUUGCCAACAAAUGUAAACAAUCAUAGAAUUGUAUUCUCAUUGAAACCACGUCUACAAAUUCUGUACAGCUCUACAAACAUUGACUUGAGUUAACAAUUAUCUGACAUUUAUGUUAUCAAUCUAGUCGAAAAUUCGUACCAUUUUUUUUCAACUUUUAUUCAUUGUGUGUGUUUAAAGAUAUGGCGGAUGAAGUAAGUUCAGAAGUUAUACAAAGCACGCAAAAACUUCUGGGUAAGCAUGUCACCAAACCACAAUUAACCGAGAAACUCCUGAGAAAGCCACCAUUUCGUUUCCUGCACGACAUCAUUGUUGCAACAGUUCGCAAUGGUUUUCUUAAAGGACUCUACACCGACGCCGAACUCAACUCUGAUAACGUCAAAGACCGUGAUGCAAAAAUUGCGUUUUUAAACAAGUUGAUCGCUGCAGUCAAGAGUUUAAGCGGAAAAGAUCUUCAAGUUAAAUCAAGCAAGAUUAUCGCCGGUUUAGACGCUGGUGAAACAAAUCGAUUGCUUCAAACAAUUGCAAAACUUAUUGACGACAAGGUCGAUACCAAGGACUACGUAAAAAACUUAAAAAAGUCAUCAAAAGAUGCAAAGAAACCCAACGAAGCGCUGGAAAGUUCCAGGGAUGGCUCCAAUUUGAAGAAAACUACUUCAAAGACUAGUGUUACGAAAGCUAACGAGAAACUAGAUUCAAAUCGUAAGAAAAUUGAAAAGAAAGUAACAAGAAAAGGCAGUGAUGACGCAUCGCCUAAAAUAAAAGAUUCUCUAACAUCAAAAAGUAAAACAGAUUCAAAGAAAAAGCCUUCGAAACUGGGCAAAACCGAGAAAACAUCAUCUAGAACCUCUGUUGUGAGUACAGAUAUUAAAUUAAACAAAACUUUGAAGAACAAUGUUUCAAAAUCAAACACGAAAGAAAAGAUAUCACCGACAGUUGAAGACACUUCAACACCAAAAACUACAAGUAUUACAUCUCCGAGGGACAAAGCAAAAGAAAAAGAAGAUUCACCUAAAAACAAAGCAGAAGUUGAAGUUGAAUUUACUGAACCACAAGAAAUUUUGGAAAAACCAAAGCAGGAUGAAACUGGUGUUAGUCCACGUGAUGAUUCAUGGAAACCCCAAGUCCUCAAUGACGAUUUAGAAGAAGUUGUAGAUAAACCUCCAAGUUAUCAAGAAAGUGAAUUAAGUAAAGAUGUAGUUGACUCAAGUGUUUUGCCGAAAUCAAAACCAGUUGAUGAUAAUAUAGGACGUGCUGUAGAGGAAAUGCCGCCCAUUAGACAACCAUCUGCACGUCCUAAAUCUGCACGACCUAGAAGUGGAAGUUCUGACCAACGUGCACCUUCUGCCCAAAUAAAAAUCGAAGCAAAACCAGAAUCAAAACCGGAGGUGCAAAAAGCACCUGAAAGCAAACCCGUCAUGGCGAUUCGAGAUUUUUCUAUGAAGAAUGCAAACAAAGAACACAGAGAACAAUCAAGUAUUUCAAGAAACAAAGAAGAUACUAAUUCUGAAUUGGCAACACUCGGAGAAACGGAAGAAACGGAAAUUAAGCGAACAACACCAUGUAAUAAAGAUAAAAAAACCAAAAGUUCCAUGUUGAGGCCACCAAGCGUACGUCCAAGCAGUGCACGACCUGGUGCACCUCGCCUGCGACCUGAAUCCUCAAUUCCAAUGAAGGAAAUUGUACCUUUAGGGAAAAUCAACGUAAUUGUCGAAAACUUUGAUGCAAAGGACACAAAUCCGGACGAAGAUGAAGACGACACGGUUGUAAUUCAAUCUAUGCCUGAAGAAAACACCGUUGAAAGCAACUUCACCGAGAAGAGUUUGAAUCUAGAUAUACCAGCCGAUAAGGGUCAUCUUGUUGAGCAGAUUUUGGAGCAAAUGCAAGAUGGCGGCCAGGGAGAAAAAGCACAACUGGAAUGGGAACAUGAAGGAUCCAGAAGUAAAGAUGCCACAACUAAGGAAAUAACUGCAUUGCGUGCCUCGAUUCAAGCAUUAACCAAAACUGCAAAUCCAUUGGGAAAACUAGCGAGUUAUCUCCAUGAAGAUGUCGAGGCGAUGCAUUCAGAGCUGGAAACUUGGUUGAACAUGAAGCGACAGUACACAACCGAAAUCACCAAACAAAACGGUCAUGUAAACAACGAAAGUAAUCAGCCAUUACUGCAGCAACUGCGCAAUCUGGAAGAGAGUAUAAAACACGAGCGCGAGGAGAUCGCCACAAUAAAAUUCAACAUCUUGCGCAAUGAGGAGCACAUUCGACAAUUGGUCAGCAAGCAAAUUGCAAUCGACUAACAAACGCAAUUUUUAACAGUUAUUUUAUAAAAUAUAAUUCAUAUAAUAAUAUAAUAUGUAUAAUUUAUAGCAUAGUUGAGUUAGGUAAUUAAAGUUUCACAUUUCAAUGAA